CAGCCCUGGCUGACGUGCAUAAUGUGUUGAGAAAAAAGUCAGUUUAAUAUAAUUGAAAUACAGAAGCGUUUCAUAUUGUUUUUGUAUGCUGCCGCCGCUUAGCUGCAAUCUAAAUAUAUAAAUAUCAUUAAUAUAGCCCAGCGUCAUUGAACUGCGCGUUAUUUACGCAACAACAACAGCACAAACUAACAACAAUCAACAACUAGAAUCCAGCAACCAAACAACAACAACAAAUCCUACAAUCAUGGCGAACAUGGCCGUAUCACGUAUCAAGCGCGAAUUCAAAGAAGUUAUGCGCAGCGAGGAGAUUGUUCAGUGCUCGAUCAAAAUUGAGCUGGUCAACGACAGCUGGACAGAACUGCGCGGCGAGAUCGCCGGCCCGCCAGACACACCCUACGAGGGCGGCAAGUUUGUGCUGGAAAUCAAAGUACCCGAAACAUACCCAUUCAAUCCACCAAAAGUUCGUUUUAUAACACGUAUAUGGCAUCCGAACAUCUCGUCGGUGACCGGAGCCAUUUGCCUGGACAUACUGAAGGACAAUUGGGCCGCUGCGAUGACAUUGCGCACCGUGCUAUUGUCGCUGCAGGCGCUGCUGGCCGCCGCCGAGCCAGACGAUCCGCAGGACGCCGUCGUCGCCUACCAGUUCAAGGAUAAGCACGAGCUGUUUGUGCUCACCGCCCGACACUGGACCAAUGCGUACGCCGGCGGUCCGCACACGUUUCCCGAUUGUGAUUCAAAGAUACAGCGUCUCAAGGACAUGGGCAUCGAUGAGCACGAUGCGCGCGCCGUGCUCUCCAAGGAGAACUGGAAUCUGGAGAAGGCGACCGAGUGCCUAUUCAGUUAGCUUCGCAGUCAACCGAACGCAGCAGCAGCAGCAACAAUAACAAGAAGAAGAACAACAACAACAACUAAAUCAGAAGCCGCAGCAAAACACCAGCAACAAGAACUUCAAGUUAAGGAGCAGCAGUAGCAAAUUCAAUAAGAGCAUUCUCAAUUCAAUCAAUCAGUUCGUUUAGGAUCAAUCAAUCAAUCAAUCAGCAAAUCACAGCAAUCCAAAUUUUAGUACUGUUAGCAAAAGCUGCCCCCCCCCUCCCCUCCCCUCCACUAACCACCCGCUAAUCACAAUCACAACAUUGAUAUACGAAAAUAAUUGGCAAAUAGAGUCCAACACACACACACACACACACAGCCAGACACACACACACAGCCAGACAUUAUUUAUUGAAAUUUUUAAUUUGUUUUGUUAAUUUCCAAAUCCAUUUACUGUGUAAUUUGAAAGUUUUGCGCCCAAGCCGGUUCUCACUUGCCAACAAUAAUCCCAAUUUCAACUAAGUUUUUCUUUCUCCCAAAAAACAAAAGAAUGCGAUUCAUUAAAUAAAAGUGAGUACCGGUAAUGGCCCCCACAGUUCUUUAUUACCUUUUUUUGUUUGUUUGUUUUGAUGUGCACUACAUUUAAAUAUAAUAAUAGUGUUGCGUUUCCUGCUACAGGCUGAGCCUAGGGCCCAGCCCCACCCUCUCGACAUUUGAUUAUGUUUUGUAAUAGAACCCAGGGUUCCGUUUGCGCAGCCGCAUUUAUUGUUAAGCAAGGACAACAACAACAAAUGAGAGUAACAAAAUUAAAAAAAAUAUAUAUACAAUUUACUUGCUAAACUUAAAAUAUGCAUACGAAACAUUUUUUGUCAUCUUUAACUGGUUUAAUUUAAGUCGAAAGGCGAAACGAAAAGCAAAGUGAAAAUUAAUUUUAAAGUUUAAAACAAAAU
Molecule: messenger RNA, 1760 nt
Organism: Drosophila novamexicana
Lineage: Eukaryota; Metazoa; Arthropoda; Insecta; Diptera; Drosophilidae
Gene: Ubc4
Product: ubiquitin-conjugating enzyme E2-22 kDa
Exons: 3
Coding region: 245-844 (199 amino acids)
Biological process (GO): proteasome-mediated ubiquitin-dependent protein catabolic process; protein polyubiquitination
Cellular component (GO): nucleus
Molecular function (GO): protein binding; ubiquitin conjugating enzyme activity
Source: RefSeq, a predicted model, not a curated record